AUGUCAUAUAACCCUGUGAGACAUAUUGAAGUGAAGGCCAAGAGUACUACUGAUUUCAGAAUAUGUUCUGUGUUAGCGUUCAUCCGUUCCCUGGCCCGUAAGAAGCCUUUGGAGCCAGCAGGUGAGCAGUCCAACUUCUGCCGAUGCUUGACCAGCCUGGAUCUGAUUGGCCUGGGUGUUGGCAGCACGCUUGGAGCAGGGGUUUACGUGCUCUCAGGGGAGGUGGCGAGGGAAGUGGCUGGUCCUAGCAUCGUCAUCUCUUUCCUGGUUGCUGCAGUGGCUUCAGUCUUUGCAGGGUUGUGCUACGCUGAGCUUGGUGCUCGUGUGCCAAAGAUGGGCUCGGCCUACCUUUACAGCUAUGUGACUAUAGGAGAAGUGUGGGCAUUUGUGACUGGCUGGAAUCUGCUGCUGUCCUAUGUCAUUGAAACAUCUAGUAUAGCCAAAGCCUGGACUGGAGCAUUUGAUGACCUGAUACACAAUGUUAUGGCUAAGCAUCUAGGGGAACAUACACCAAUGGACUCACCUGGCUUGGCUGAAUACCCAGACUUCUUUGCUGCUGCGCUGAUUAUGUUGCUUGCUGGGGUGCUUGCAUAUGGUCUGAAGGAGUCUGCAAUCGUGAAUACUGUUUUUACAGCAGUAAAUGUGUCUGUGUUGAUUUUUAUCAUCACUUCUGGCUUUAUAAAAGGAGAUCUCAAAAACUGGCACAUCAGUAAAAAGACAGUUCUAAAUGCAACUUGGGAAAUUAUGAAACUUGAGCCGAAUGAAACUGUUGACUUUGGUGUUGGCGGCUUUUUCCCCUUUGGUUUUGAUGGAACUUUGGCCGGGGCAGCAACCUGUUUCUAUGCUUUCUUUGGAUUUGACUGCAUUGCUGCUACUGGAGAGGAGGUGCAGAACCCACAGAAAGCCAUACCUCUUGGGAUUGUGGUAUCCCUGCUUAUUUGCUUCGUGGCUUUUUUUGGCGUGUCGGCUUCCCUGACACUUAUGAUGCCCUACUAUCUGCUUGACACUCACAGUCCAUUACCUGUGGCCUUUGAGUACAUUGGCUGGGAGCCUGCAAAGUAUGCUGUUGCUGUAGGAUCCCUUUGUGCACUGUCAACAAGUUUGCUGGGAGUGAUGUUGCCAAUGCCACGGGUGCUGUAUGCCAUGGCCAGAGACGGCCUGCUCUUCAAGCCACUCAGCUACAUGAGUUCCAGGCAAAGUCCUGUCUUGGCUACAUUGUCCUCAGGAGCUGUGGCUGCUUUCAUGGUCCUUUUAUUUGACCUCAAGGCACUGGUGGACAUGAGCUCUAUUGGGACCAUUUUUGCAUACACUCUUGUUGCAGUAUGCCUUCUUAUAUUAAGGUACAAAGAUGAUGCCGGUUUUGUCCUCAGACUGGAGCCAUUCUCAAUAAGGGAUGUGCUCAGGCCUCCAUUUCGAGCUACCCACCGCACCUCUAAAAAUGUCACCAUUCUCACCAUCAUUAUCUGUCUGAUCGUAUACUUUGGCUAUGGAGUUCGUCAUAGUGUCCAGAAACAAAGACUCCAAGAAGCUCACGAUCAGCUUAGUAGCAAUAACGUAAGCAGUAAUGUUGUGGAUUGUGCUGCUUGA
Messenger RNA from Pelmatolapia mariae (spotted tilapia), 1587 nucleotides. RefSeq names its product cationic amino acid transporter 2-like. Gene Ontology annotation, molecular function: L-ornithine transmembrane transporter activity; L-arginine transmembrane transporter activity; L-lysine transmembrane transporter activity. Gene Ontology annotation, biological process: L-arginine import across plasma membrane; L-ornithine transmembrane transport. The record is from RefSeq and is a predicted model, not a curated record. The coding region runs from base 1 to 1587 and encodes 528 amino acids. Gene Ontology annotation, cellular component: plasma membrane. The transcript has 10 exons. Lineage: Eukaryota; Metazoa; Chordata; Actinopteri; Cichliformes; Cichlidae.